GUAUUCCAGUGUUGCCUAAACAGCAAAUGGAUGGAAGCCUUCAUUCUGAACUUUUUGAAUUAAUGAAUGGAACAGAAUAUAACUUUAGUGUGGAUGAUUACACAACUAAAUUGACUGCAUCAGAGAAACAACACUACAGUUCCAUUGUGGAAGUAAAUAUUGAAACAUCUAGAUGUAUUGAAAAGAAAACUCGAUUACAGAGUAAGAGUAAGUUUUGGUUUGACCAGCGCCAACAUAGAAUAACGGCAUCCAACUUUGGGACUUUCUGUAGACUAAAAUCAUGUACUAAUCCAAUAACAACUUUCAAUAGAAAGCGGAAGUUUUUCACGUGCAGAAGUGUCCGCCAUGGUGUAGAUUAUGAGUCAGCUGCAUUUGCCAAGUAUAGUGAAGUCCAACCCUGUGAAAGUUGCUCAGCAGGUUUAAUAAUAAAUCCCAAAAUACCAUAUUUAGGUGUUAGUCCUGAUAAAAUUGUGCUUACCAACAGUGAAUUGAAACUUGUAGAAGUUAAGUGCCCUUACAGUGUGUUUCAAAAGAAAGUCAAAAUUUGUCAACAAAUUAAGGAAAAUAAUUUCUACUUAAAAUAUGUUGACGGAGAGGUGAAACUGUCUGAGACUCAUGAUUAUUUUUAUCAAAUUCAAGGUCAGCUUAAUAUUACUGGUGUAAAUAUUUGUGAUAUGGUGGUGUUUGUGCCUCCAGAUGAUAUUGUUAUUGUUUCCAUUAAAAAAAGACAAACACUUUUUUGAAAACA
Liolophura sinensis is the source of this 748-nucleotide messenger RNA. RefSeq lists its product as uncharacterized. The record is from RefSeq and is a predicted model, not a curated record. Lineage: Eukaryota; Metazoa; Mollusca; Polyplacophora; Chitonida; Chitonidae. The transcript has a single exon. The coding region runs from base 27 to 743 and encodes 238 amino acids.